This is a messenger RNA of Daldinia caldariorum, 2574 nucleotides long. RefSeq names its product glycoside hydrolase family 35 protein. Gene Ontology annotation, cellular component: vacuole. The record is from RefSeq and is a predicted model, not a curated record. NCBI's taxonomy places the organism in Eukaryota, Fungi, Ascomycota, Sordariomycetes, Xylariales, Hypoxylaceae. Gene Ontology annotation, biological process: carbohydrate metabolic process. Gene Ontology annotation, molecular function: beta-galactosidase activity. The coding region runs from base 484 to 2487 and encodes 667 amino acids. The transcript has a single exon.
CCUCUACUCUGGUGUAAUUAUAAUACGAAUGCGAUACCGAGGUACCAUACUAACCACGGACGUAACUACGUGAGAAUCUCAAAAGAGAGAAAGGGGCCAAGUUAGGAGAAACUAACCGUGAAGCUACCUCCCAUACUCGCCCUCGUUAUUCUCACCGAAUUAAGGUAACCCGCCUCCGAUUGACUAUGCGAUAGGUAGCGGCUAUGUGCUAUGAUAAGACGUCGCAUUUUUUCUUCAACUGGGUAUUUCAUUAUAGGUAGGAGGUAGGUUAGGGGCUUUAGCGGAUGUAACCUUCACCAAACCCGGAUUCCAUAGACCCUCGUGGUCGCAGACAACGACUAAUGCGGGGAAGGAGAUGGAACGUUCGCUAGCCGGUGGUGCGGUAAUCCGGUUAAUCUAACUGGCACCCUUCGCUGAAUAAUAGGUACCAGGUAGCUAUGAAAUGACAAAGACUUGAACGUCUUCCAAUCCUCGUGAGAAAGGAUGCGUUGGUAUACACCUGUACUGGGUCUCUCGACUCUCUUCGCCGCCCCAGCGUGGGCUUCAAACUCCUCGCCAAGUCCGACGCUAUCAGCCGCCUUGCCGGCAUUCACAUACGACCGUCGGUCCUUCCUCCUCCAUGGUCAGCCGUACGUUAUCGUCGGCGGGCAGAUGGACCCCCAGCGGAUCCCGCCGGGAUACUGGCGUGAUCGGCUGGUGAAAGCCAAGGCGAUGGGGCUUAACACGAUUUUUAGCUACGUGUACUGGAAUCUGCUCGAACCGAAGCCAGGACAGUGGGUCGACAACGGCAAGGGCAAGGAGGAAAAUAAUAGUACUAGUAACAAUAUUGCCGAAUUCUUUAGGAUCGCGCAGGAAGAAGGCCUGAACGUCGUGCUCAGACCGGGCCCGUAUAUCUGCGGCGAGAGGGACUGGGGCGGGUUCCCGGCGUGGCUGAGCCGGGUGCCGGGGAUGAAAGUGAGGUCUUCGAACGAGCUGUUUAUGCGGGCUUCGGAGGGGUAUUUAAACAGGCUCGCGGCGGAUUUGCGGGACUUGCAGGUCACGAGGGGCGGGCCGUUGUUGAUGGUCCAGGUCGAGAACGAGUACGGCUCGUACGGGGAAGACCAUAACUACACGCGUAGGCUAAGGGAUAUUCUUCGGGGCAAUUUCGAGGUCCCGCUGUACACGAACGACGGCGGAGUCGACUGGACGCUCCGCGGCGGCGAGGUCCCGGGUGUUCUGGCCGAGAUCGACGGGGACCCGCGGGCGGGGUUCGCGGCGAGGGAUAGGUAUAUCCAGGAGCCGAGCGAGCUGGGUCCGCUCCUCGACGGGGAGUACUACACGACGGGGCCCGACGUCUGGGGAUCCGGAAACCCGCAUAACGCCGGGGCCGAAGACCCCGCUCAAAUGCAGCGGUACGUGGAGGACCUCGGCUUCGUGCUCGGCGCGAACAACUCGAUAAGCCUGUACAUGUUCCACGGGGGCACGAAUUUCGGCUUUAGCAAUGGCGCGAUCUGGAAGAAUUACACGGCGCCGUUCGUGACGAGCUACGACUACGGGGCGCCGCUGGACGAGAGCGGGCGCACGACGGAUAUGUAUUUCGCGCUUCGCGAGGCGAUUGGGAAGUACGUCCCGCGGGGAGGUGUUGGCGUUAUUCCGGAACCGCCGAAGAAUGUUCCUCUAUUUGAGAUUGGGAACAUUACUCUCUCGCCGAUGAUUUCGCUAUUCGAUACGCUGGGCGAGAAGACUGCUACUACAAGCGUGUCACCGGUAACGAUGGAAGAGCUGGAUCAGGACUACGGACUUGUCCUGUACGAGCAUAAAGUGGCGGCUAGCGUGGAAGGGGGCUUGCAGCCUGGGGAUCGGGCUCGAGAUCGGGUUAUCGUGUACGUGAACGGGACGAAGCGCGGGGUGAUCGACAGCACGUAUGCUCAGCCGGCCCAAGUCCGCUUGUCUCUCGAACCGGGGGAUACGCUCCAACUACUAGUCGAGAACCUCGGUAGGGUCGACUACUGGUCCCGAGAAUCAGGCACGUUUGUCGCGCUCGAAGACCCGUAUAAAGGCAUUAAAGGCAACGUGACGGUCGGAUCGGAGGUGCUAAGCGGCUGGGACGUGUACUCGCUGCCCCUUGAAGCACCUCCUACUGAACGCAAGUCCAGCCCCGCAACUACAACAAAAACAACAAUCGACUCUUCUUCACCCGUGUUCUUCCGUGGUACUUUCGCGGUAGAAAGCGAUGGUAAUUCAACCGAUCCAGCCGCCCUAGAUACCUUCCUGGAAGUCCCCGGCGGCGUCAAGGGCGUCGUGUGGGUGAACGGGUUCAACCUGGGGAGAUAUUGGGUCGUCGGGCCGCAGCAGUCGCUGUAUCUUCCGGGGACGCUGCUCAGACCGAAUAAUGCCGAGAACGAGGUUAUCGUUCUCGAGUUAGAGCCCGACGGCACGGAGUCCUUGACGGCGUUUGGAUCGGCGGAGAGGCGCUGGGCAAAUUACCCGGAUCCAGAUUAUCCGUAGGUAACUCCUGGAAUGCAAUAGAAUUAUUCGCGAAGGCUAAGUGAAUAUAUUUGACUACCUGGUAUUUGUGGGUGCUUCUGGAAUGCC